Messenger RNA from Cygnus atratus (black swan), 2590 nucleotides. RefSeq names its product semaphorin 3G (gene SEMA3G). The record is from RefSeq and is a predicted model, not a curated record. The transcript has 16 exons. Gene Ontology annotation, biological process: semaphorin-plexin signaling pathway; neural crest cell migration; negative chemotaxis. NCBI's taxonomy places the organism in Eukaryota, Metazoa, Chordata, Aves, Anseriformes, Anatidae. Gene Ontology annotation, molecular function: chemorepellent activity; semaphorin receptor binding. Bases 25 to 2307 code for a protein of 760 amino acids.
GGGAGCUGCGGCCCCGGGAGGAGGAUGCGGGCGGCGGCGGCGGCGCUUUGCUGGCUGUGGGGCUCGCUGCUGGCCGCGGGGCGCAGCCUGCCCCGGCUCCGCCUGCCCCACCGCGAGCUGCUGAGCACGAACCGCUCCGUCCUUUUCUUUGGCCACCGAGGCUUCCUGGGCUUCCGCUCGCUCUACCUGGACGAGUACCGGGACCGGCUCUUUGUUGGGGGCAAGGAUGCGCUCUACUCUCUGCGCCUGGACGGGGCCAGCACCGACGCCAAGGAGAUCUACUGGCCGCCCCUGCCCGGGCAGACGGAGGAGUGUUUUCGGAAGGGGAAGGACCCAGGGACCGACUGCGCCAACUACAUCCGCCUGCUGCACCCCUACAACCGGACCCACCUGCUGGCCUGCGGGACGGGCGCCUUCCACCCCGUCUGCGCCUUUGUCUACGUGGGGCACCGCGGCGAGCAUGCCUUCAGCCUGGAUCCCGCCAGCGUGGAGAGCGGCCGGGGCAGGUGCCCGCACGAGCCCGACGGUGCGUUCGCCAGCACAGUCAUCGGUGGGGAGCUCUACGCCGGCCUCACCGCGGACUUCCUCGGCCGCGACCCCGGCAUCUUCCGCAGCACGGGGACGCGCUCCGCCCUGCGCACCGAGGUGGACCAGCGCCUCCUCAACGACCCCAAAUUCGUGGCGGCCUACCUGAUCCCAGACAACGACGACCGGGACAAUGACAAGGCCUAUUUCUUCUUCACGGAGAAGGUGGUGGAGGCAGACGGCAAGGAGCACGCCGUCGUCAGCCGGGUGGCACGGGUCUGCGUGAAUGAUGCUGGAGGCCAAAGGGUGCUGGUCAACAAGUGGAGCACUUUCAACAAAGCCCGCCUGGUGUGUUCUGUCCCUGGCCCCGGUGGCAUCGACACCCACUUUGACGAGCUGGAGGAUGUCUUUUUGCUGAGGACAAGGGAUGGGAAGAGCCCGGAGAUCUACGCCCUCUUCAGCACCGUCAGCCACGUCUUUCGAGGCUCUGCUGUCUGCGUCUACCGCAUGGCCGACGUCCGCGAGGUCUUCAACGGGCCCUUCGCCCACCGGGAGAGCCCCCUCCACCAGUGGGCAGCCUACGAGGGCCGCGUGCCCUACCCCCGCCCAGGCGUGUGUCCCAGCAAGACCACCAACCAGCCCCGGCGGCCGUACAGCACCACCAAGGACUUCCCCGACGAAGUGCUGCACUUCGCCCGCGCUCACCCCCUCAUGCACAGGCCCGUGCGCCCGCGGCACCGCCGGCCGCUGCUGGUGAAGACCGACCUGCAGCACCGCCUGCGCCAGCUCGUGGCGGACCGCGUGGACGCUGAGGACGGGCAGCACGACGUCCUCUUCCUGGGGACGGAUGCGGGCUCGGUGCUGAAGGUGGUGGUCCUGCAGAAGGAAAACUCGGCCGCGACCGAGGAAAUCGUCCUGGAGGAGCUGCAGGUUUUUAAGGCGCCUGUGCCGAUCACCCAGAUGGAGAUUUCUGUCAAGCGCCAAACGCUCUACGUGGGCGCCAGCCUGGGGGUGGCCCAGGUGCGGCUGCACCGGUGCGAGAGCUACGGCACCGCCUGCGCCGAGUGCUGCCUGGCCAGGGACCCGUACUGCGCCUGGGACGGCACCGCCUGCACCCGCUACGUGCCCUCGGGCAAGCGCCGCUACGUCCGCCACACCAGCCCCGUGUACCAGUGUCUGGACCAGAACCUGACUGUGGAUGAUUUUGAGCACGUUGAAGAGAAGGUGCUGUACGGCAUGGAGCACAACAGCACCUUCCUGGAGUGCGUGCCCCGCUCCCCGCAGGCCAGCGUGCAGUGGUUCGUGCAGAGACCCCCGGACGAGCAGCGGGACGAGGUGAAGACAGACGAGCGGGUCCUGCAGACGGAGCGAGGGCUGCUCUUCCGCCAGCUGCACAGCCGUGACGCCGGGGUCUACUACUGCAAGACGCUGGAGCACGGCUUCACGCAGACAGUGGCCAGGACGUCCCUGCAGGUGCUCAGGGGCGAGCAGCUGGCCCGUGCCUCCCCCCGGCAGCGCGAGGAUGAGCGCCCGCCCUGCCCUGAGCCCCGGCUGGCAGCGCCAGCGCCCAAAGCCUGGUUCAAGGACAUCCUCCACCUCGUCAGCUCGGCUGACCGGCAGCGGGUGGAGGAGCAGUGCCUGCGCCUCUGGUGCGGCCACCGCAAGGGCAAGGUGGCCAAGGGCAAGCACGCCCUGGCUGGCUUGGAUGCGGGCAAGAAGGCGCGCGCAGCCAAGCCCCAGGGCGAGAGGAUCCGCGUGCCCCGGCAAGCUGCGGCCACUUAGAGCAGGGGACCCGUCCUCGAGCGGGCUUGCGGCUGCACGAAGUCCUUCCGUCCCCAGGGCUGGCUCCUGGGCAGGCCCCUGUCACCUCAGGGGCUGCAGAGCCACCUCCAAAAGGGGGGGUGUGGGGGAGAUGCCAUGGCGCUGGGCCCCUCGCUCUUGCCAGGUGCCACCGGUCGCCUUGGGUGGGUGUGGAGCCACGGUCACUGGGGUGGCAGUGACCCCGGGGAGCUUGCUGGCUUUCUCUGCAAAUAAAUGGGCCGAGCACAGUGCCAGCCCCCUCUUC